GAGGUGAAGAUGCAGCGGGCGGAACCUGCCUAAGCGAGCGGGAUUCGGGGGCGCUAAAGUCGCAGGGGCUAGGCGGGAAGGAAGAUCCGGAGCGGGGCGCAGGAUCCGGAGCUGGAGCCCCCAGAUCUUUCCCUCUGUGAAAAAACGAGCAGGUCUGGACAAGUGAGGCCGGCUCCAUGUAUCCAGAAUCAACCACGGGUUCCCCAGCUCGACUCUCUCUGCGUCAGACAGGCUCCCCCGGGAUGAUCUACAGUACUCGGUAUGGGAGUCCCAAAAGACAGCUCCAGUUUUACAGGAAUCUGGGUAAAUCUGGUCUUCGGGUCUCCUGUCUGGGGCUUGGAACAUGGGUGACCUUUGGAGGCCAGAUCACCGAUGAGAUGGCAGAGCAGCUGAUGACCUUGGCCUAUGACAACGGCAUCAACCUCUUCGAUACGGCAGAAGUCUAUGCUGCUGGCAAAGCCGAGGUGGUGCUAGGAAACAUCAUCAGGAAGAAGGGAUGGAGGCGGUCCAGCCUUGUCAUCACCACCAAGAUCUUCUGGGGGGGGAAAGCGGAGACAGAGAGAGGCCUUUCCAGAAAGCACAUAAUAGAAGGGCUGAAGGCUUCCUUGGAGCGGCUGCAGCUAGAAUAUGUGGAUGUGGUGUUUGCCAAUCGCCCGGACCCUAACACGCCCAUGGAAGGGGACCCAUUUAGUUCCUCCAAGUCAAGGACAUUCAUCAUUGAAGAGACCGUGCGGGCCAUGACCCACGUCAUCAACCAGGGGAUGGCCAUGUACUGGGGCACAUCACGCUGGAGCUCCAUGGAGAUCAUGGAAGCCUACUCUGUGGCCAGGCAGUUCAACCUGAUCCCGCCCAUCUGCGAGCAGGCGGAGUACCACAUGUUCCAGAGGGAGAAGGUGGAGGUCCAGCUGCCAGAGCUCUUCCACAAGAUAGGAGUGGGCGCUAUGACCUGGUCGCCCCUGGCCUGUGGCAUCGUCUCUGGAAAGUAUGACAGUGGCAUCCCACCUUACUCCAGGGCAUCCCUGAAGGGCUACCAGUGGCUGAAGGACAAAAUCCUCAGCGAGGAGGGCCGACGCCAGCAGGCCAAACUGAAGGAACUACAGGCCAUUGCCGAGCGCCUGGGCUGCACCCUCCCCCAGCUGGCCAUAGCCUGGUGCCUGAGGAAUGAGGGUGUCAGCUCCGUACUCCUGGGUGCUUCCAACGCAGAGCAGCUCAUGGAGAACAUUGGAGCAAUACAGGUCCUUCCAAAAUUGUCUUCUUCCAUCGUCCACGAGAUUGACAGCAUUCUGGGAAAUAAACCCUACAGCAAAAAGGACUAUAGAUCCUAGACUGCCCUCGCCAUCUGCUUGGACAGUUUCUGGUUCCCUUCUCGUCUCUGUUCGCUCGCUUAUGCUGUUCCAAAGCCAAGUGCAGAGUGUGGUUUACAUCCAAGGAGAAAAUACCAUGCCCAGACGUUAUUGGGAAAUGGUCUCCAAAGUCACCACCAGAUGCCACCCGCUGCUUCGCUGGAUGCUGUCAGAUUUGUGCCAGGAGAUGGCAUCAGUUAGGAAGGGCAUUCAAGGGUUUCCACCCAAGCCUACGGCCUCUGCUCAUCCUCUAAGAAGAAACCACAUGUGCUCCCAACCAAGGCCAGAGGUCAAGGCUGGGCUGAGACCUGGUUGGAUCCCUGGGGCAGGCAGGGCUGGCCUCUCCUUUGCUGAGAGAGAGUGCCCACCUGGGAAGAGGGUCUGGCACUUCCUGGGGCCCCUGCAGCCAGGGCCCUGCAGGGUGGGGCACGGCCUUCUCCUUUCCACGGGGCUCCAGGUACUUUGUGUAAGUCUGGUCUCAGAUCACUCUCACCACUCUCAAACUGCCCCACAUGCUCGUUGGGCCUUGGCUGGGGUCUCACCUGCCCAGCUGGCCCUUGGCCCCCACCCUCUACCCUUGCUGGCAGGGGCAGGGACCCCAGGGGAUCAACUCUGUGGUUUGGGAUCCAUACAAAAGUUGGGGGUCUGAUUUCCAGCUAGCCAAGGUCUUCGACCCUGCACACAGUUGAUGAGCCCCAUAACAGAAUAACCCAGUUGUCCUGGGAGAGGCCAGUGGCGCAUGCCAUCCUGUUGUUCAACACUGUAGGCUGAACUGCAGUUGCUGGCCACACUGUAGGCCAGUGGCGGCAGGCUGAGCCCAUGUGCACAGACGUCCCUCUCGGUGGGUGGAGAGCCUCCUCUAACACUUCUGUCCUCGGCUGGCCUAGCGGGCAUGAGGACACUGUCUCGGCGUUUCAGUGAGAGAGUCCCUGGUGUUUCCAUGCUGCAGGCUCAGGACAACAGAACCCCAUCAGCAGCCCUCCCAUUGUAAGAAGACCCCAGGGACCCUGUCACUGGAGAGAUGGCCAGAGUUGCUGAUCCCCUUCCACCUUAACCUAGAUCACGCUGGGGAGAGGGAGGAAGAGUGGGCGCAGGCAGAAUGCCAGCCCCUUAGCAGUGGGAGCUGUAGGGACAGUGGUGCCAGAAAGCCUGCAGGUUUGGGUGGGGUACGCUGCCUAGAGGCCUGGUUCUGUGGGACUGACCCCUUCACUGGCCACAGGGAGACAGAGCCUCCUACGACAGCUGGCUCCCUAGGGAACCGGAGCCUCCUAUCCCUAACAGGCAGUGGUAACCCUAAGACACACACCCUGGAGCCACAGCACAAUUCCCGCUUCGCCUUCCCAAGGAGCUGCUCUCCCAAGAAGGCUUCUCCCUGCCCCCCUCCAAGGCCUGCAGUCAGUCAAGACUGGC
Molecule: messenger RNA, 2753 nt
Organism: Jaculus jaculus (lesser Egyptian jerboa)
Lineage: Eukaryota; Metazoa; Chordata; Mammalia; Rodentia; Dipodidae
Gene: Kcnab2
Product: potassium voltage-gated channel subfamily A regulatory beta subunit 2
Exons: 17
Coding region: 177-1325 (382 amino acids)
Biological process (GO): regulation of action potential; potassium ion transport; regulation of potassium ion transmembrane transport
Cellular component (GO): cytoplasm; juxtaparanode region of axon; membrane
Molecular function (GO): voltage-gated potassium channel activity; potassium channel regulator activity; transmembrane transporter binding
Source: RefSeq, a predicted model, not a curated record